UUGUUACCCACUUACCCCACACCACACAUAUAUGAUAUAUCCAUUCACCUUCCAUGAUUUUGUGCAAUUGUCACAUUACAUAUAAUUUCUUGGAUCAUAAUAACCUACUGAACCUCUUUUUGCUCUUUUCUUCGUAGCUAGAUUCAUUGAAUAUAUGGCAAUUGAAACUAAACCAUGGUUGGUUCUUUCUCUUCUUCUAUUGGCUGCAAAUUGUGUUGAUGGAGAAUCGCAAUUGCCUUGCGUUUUUAUAUUUGGGGACUCUCUAUCUGAUAGUGGAAACAACAACAAUCUUCCAACAUUUGCAAAAUCCAAUUACUUGCCAUAUGGCAUCGACUUCCCAAAUGGCCCAACCGGAAGAUUUACUAAUGGACGAACCUCAAUUGACUUUGCAACUGAACUUCUGGGAUUUGAGAAAUUCAUCCCACCCUUUGCAAACACGCGUGGCUUCGACAUUCAAAAGGGUGUCAACUAUGCAUCCGGAUCAGCUGGGAUUCGCCCCGAGACAGGCACACAUAUGGGUGCUGAUAUCUACUUGGGAGCACAGGUGAAAAAUCACGAAGUCAUAUAUUCCAAAAUUGCUGAGAAGCUUGGAGGUUCUGAGAAAGCAAAACUGUAUCUUAGCAAGUGCUUGUAUUACAUGAAUAUAGGAAGCAAUGAUUUCAUAAAUAAUUACUUCCUUCCCAACUUUUACCCAACAAGUCGCAUUUAUACCCCUCUCCAAUACGUGCAUCUUCUUAUUGACCAAUACGCUGGACAUAUACAGGAUCUGCGAGAAGUUGGGGCAAGAAAAUUCGUGAUUGUUGGGUUAAGUCUUAUAGGAUGCACUCCAAGUGCCUUGUCUAGGUAUAAGACACAUGGAUCUUGUGUUAAAGAGUUGAAUGAUGCUUCCAUCUUGUUCAAUAACAAACUUAAAUCUCUGGUGGAUCGAUUCAAUAUCAACUUCUUUGCUCAUUCCAUAUUCAUCUUUAUAAACAACACAGUUGUAAACCCUGGCACCUUACCGGGUUUGGACGUUUUGGAUGCUCCUUGCUGCCUAUCGGGGGAGAAUGGGCAGUGCAUUCCUGAUAAAAUACCAUGCAAAAAUGUGGAUGCACACCUGUUUUGGGAUCAAUUCCAUACCACACAAGCUGUAAAUCAAUUCACUGCAAAAAGUUUAUAUAAUGAUAUCAAGCUGCUGAUUGUUCAUCAUGGUUGAUGAUUCAGUUAGCUUAUUAUCAUUUUAUCACUUCAAGACCAAAUACUAAAUAAAAAUCAU
Messenger RNA from Cajanus cajan (pigeon pea), 1255 nucleotides. Its product is annotated as GDSL esterase/lipase At1g29670. The record is from RefSeq and is a predicted model, not a curated record. Gene Ontology annotation, molecular function: hydrolase activity, acting on ester bonds. Lineage: Eukaryota; Viridiplantae; Streptophyta; Magnoliopsida; Fabales; Fabaceae.